Molecule: messenger RNA, 616 nt
Organism: Sitophilus oryzae (rice weevil)
Lineage: Eukaryota; Metazoa; Arthropoda; Insecta; Coleoptera; Curculionidae
Exons: 2
Coding region: 95-544 (149 amino acids)
Source: RefSeq, a predicted model, not a curated record
AACUACGUAUAAAAGGGAUUGAUUUUUUUUGAUUCGGACACAUAUUAGUUCGUUAGCUUUACAUUGUUUUUUAUUUGCAAUAAUAUAAAACAAAAUGUUGGUGAAGUUAAGUUUGGCUAUUCUUUGCUUUAUGGCUGCUUCUUGCCAUGCCCUCACCUAUUACAACCUGCCCUUCUUCGAUUUCACCGAACCAUCGUGCAAGUUAAUCGUUGCCGAACUUAUCAAAAUUGACAGCGAAUACAUCGGUGCUUCCGCCAUAUUUCCACAAGCGCUGGCCUUUAUGAAAAAAUACGAUCCAGCGGUAAUCCCUCGCAGACACAAACGUCAACUUGGUUUGCUAUACAAGGUGGUUGGAGGCAAAGGCGUUAGUCUGAUGGUAUCGAUUAUGGAACAUGCCAAGACAACGAGAAUGUUUCAGCACAUAGCGGCGAUAUUCCACGAACUUCCCCAGUGCUUGUAUUGGCUGCAGGGGUAUCGCCUUUAUCUUAAAAAUAAUGUAAUAUCUAAAAUAUUUUAUGAACAAAUAGAAGAAUUCUUUUCUUAAUCAAUGUUUUUGUUGUACCCUCAUAAAUCAGGAUUGUAUCUAACGUUAUUGGUAUUAAAUAUACUAUUAGCA